Lymnaea stagnalis (great pond snail) is the source of this 26614-nucleotide messenger RNA. Lineage: Eukaryota; Metazoa; Mollusca; Gastropoda; Lymnaeidae. The record is from the annotation of a GenBank genome assembly.
AAAUAAAUACAUUCUUACAAGGGAAAACAGAUAACAUUAUCAUAUAACGGUGGGCAGGAAGGCGUACAUGAACUGAGAUACUGAUGAGCUGGGUCUUUCGAUUAGAUCAAGUGUUUUAUUCAAAGGUUUUUAAAAUAAAAAAUAUAAAAAAUUCGAUUUCUAGAUUUUACCAUAGAUUUCUCGGCUUAACAUCUCUUGGAGGGUGGGGUAAGUGUAAUAUAGUCUGUGUCUUGUUCGAUUAUAGUUUAGUAGCUGAAAUGUUUUUAUUAUUUAUUUUAUUACUUACCGUGUGGAUACAAAAAUGACUAGCAGUUUUUAAUAUUAAAUAUAUGAAUUUAAAAUUUAAGAGAGCGUUUUAAUUUUUUUUUAAAACCUUCGGACUUGUGGGGUGGACUGAUUUAACAUUUCUAUAAUUGUAUGAACUAUUUCAAAUAAGGAAUUGUAAUACGUUUUACGUUGACAUAGAAAAUAGAAACAAUCCAUGUUACUAGACUUGGGUUUAUUCAACAAGUCACAAGGACAUAGGUUCGGCUAUGUGAACACUACAAAACUGAAGUAACUAAAUAAAAUAUCAACGAAUGUUGGUCAUUGCCUUUUUGUAACCUCAGAAAAAAGUGUACUAGGGUAUUUUAUUGCUUUCAUUAUUUUUUAUUAAUUAUUUUAUUAUUCACUUUGUCUUCAAUAAAGUUUCUGUUAAAAUUAAUAUUUGUUUUUUUAAAAGUUAUAUAAAUAAGAUUUAAAUUAUUUUUGCCAAACACACGCACACACAUACACACACAAACAAGAGCUCUGACUUCAAGAAUUUGGAAAAUGUUACUCAUAAACACACACAAAAAAAAAGAAUUUAAUCCCGUUAUGUGUAGUGACUUAAAACGACCUUUGAGAGCCCUUGCAAUAGUGCAGAGGGUCUCAUGGGUUUGUGUACUAUGGGGAUGACAACAUUUGAUUGAGGGCUACCAAUUAAAAUAUGUUCGUAUCUAAAUGCAUAAAGUAAAUAUAAAUAAUAACUUUGAUAAAUUAUUUACCUUUUGAUAUAAACAUUUGUGAAUAAUCAACAGCUAUUGGGUUGUUUUUUUUUUUGGGGGGGGGGAUUUGUGGGUGGGGGAGGAAUAAAGGUAUUUUGUAUUAAACGUACACGUGAAAACUGCGUGUUCUGUCUGUGACGUCAUCAACUGCACGGCCAUAUACUUGAGCAAGUUUCCUCCGUAAAGUACCUGGGUGUUACCAUUCAAAGCGAGGUCCGCUGGGACGAGCAUAUUAACAAUGUAUGUAACCAAGCAGACAAUACCCUAGGGUUCUUAAGGUGAAAUCUAAAGAUUGGCAACUCCUGUGUGAAAGAAAUAGCAUAUAAAGCCUUUGUCUGUCCGAUUUUAGAUUGUGCAUCUUCAGUCUGGGAUCUUUUACCCAGGAGAGCAUUGACAGGUUGGAGGCGGUCCAGCGACGGGCAGCACGCUUUGUCCUAAACCGCUACAGGAAUACCUCUAGUGUUGGUAGCAUGCUAGAAACACUAGGCUGGUCACCAUUGGAGGAACGACGACGACAAUCCAGGCUCUCCAUAAUGUACAAGAUAAAUAAUGGGCUGGUCCACUGUUCCAGUAUUAAACAGAAACUCGUCCCUCUCCCCCAUAGACAGCGACGAGGCCAUGGCAGGCAAUUCAGGCUCAUACCAACAAGAAGCAAGUAUAGGAGCUGCUCAUUCCUGCCCAAGACAAUCAGGGACAUGAACAAUCUUUCAAAAGGAACGGUUGAGGCGACAACACUAGACACAUUUGUGUCUAUUGCCUCAAGCCAUCAAACCCCUGGUGCAUGAUUCCCUCACAAACUGGUACUGGAAAUCAGUGAAAUUUCCUCAUCACCACCAGUAACAGAAACAUUGGAAAUCCCAUCUACAUCCAUAGGAGCCAAAAUGAUCAAUAAAUUGAUCGUGGGCCCUUAAGAUAUAGAAGAAGAAGAACUCAAAAAAGAGAACAUCAGUUUUACAGUUGAAAAAAGCUGUGACAUCUUCUCUUUGAUGUCUAAUGAUAAAGACAUAACAUCAGUAAGUAAAUGUAACCUCUACGUGUGUCAUUGUUAGUAGAGGUAAGACAUUUUCGUGUGACUAAUAAGAGAAGAAUAGUUUGCUAUUUUUCAUUACACUUUGCCUCUUGAAAGUACAAAAGAAAGCGUCUAUCAGGCGUGUGUGCUUAGUACCCUCCUAUACGCCAGUGAAGUGGGGGGACCCCAUUUGCCAGUCUUCAGCGGAAACUCAUCAGCGUCUACCAUAGAUGUCUGCGUCGCAAUUUGCGUAUUCGAUGGCAAGGCGUGCCAAAAUGUGUAGCAUGUUCUCCGCUAUAAGCCAGGGGCGCCUUAGCUGGUUAGGCCAUGAAAGGAGAAUGGAGGAAGGCCGUAUACCAAAGGAUCUGAUGUAUGGAGAGUUAGCGCAAGGGGUAAGACUUAUUGGAAGGCCGCGGCUGAGAUUUAAGGACGUUUGCAAAAGGAGCAUGAGGUAAGCCAACAUGGAAGUCAGCGAUUUGGAGACCCUCGCUGAGCACCAUUCCAGCUGGCAAACAGCAGAGUAUGAAGGAGUCAAACAGGCUCUUGCAACAAAAGGAGUAUUAUGGAAGGCCAAAUUUAACCAGGAGUCAAGUCUCUUGUUCGAGAAGUGCAGCCGAGACUGCAAUUCAAAGAUCUUAUGAAGUUUCUGUAGCUACUCAAUCGUCUCGCGAAGACGUAAGGAUGCCAUAUGUACUUUCCCCCUUUUUUGCAUUAACAAUGGUUUACUUUUAUUCCUUAAUUGCUCUACGUUUAAGGAUGUUCUUUAAGACACUUAUCUGUAAAAAAAAAAAAGAUUAAGAAUGUGGACCUCUGGUCUAAAAUUGUUGGGACCCUUUGCUAUAGUGGGUGGUUUAUCACAUCUGUCUCUAUUGAAAACUUUGACCUACAUACGCCUACCGACCGACACAUGAAACUGGCCUCUAGCUUUAUCAGAUGUUUUUUUUUUAAAUUAUAAUUUAAUAUCCCAUUGGGUCAUUGCCCAAAAUGUUAAUAGUGAAAAAAAGAAUCUUCACCUCCUUAAGAAAAUGUUUUCAAUGUUACCUACUUCAACUGUUAGUUAACGCUAUAAAGAUUCCGACCAAAGCUAAAUGAUUGGUGUUAUAUGUGUGGUUGAAGGAGGGGGCUGGGUAUUUCAGAUUCAAGGGAAAUAUUUUCUGGAUCAAGAAAAAGAAAUGAUGAGCCAGGCGUAGUUUUGGCAUUCGUGUUGACAAAGCUGAAAAUUAAGCGACAGAAAGAAAAUGUGUAAUUGUAAUUAAUUGUAGCACAUUGUUGGGGAAAUAAGACUAAGAAUUUAACAAAAGAAUCGCUGCUUAAUAUUAUGUUAUGGAAAUGUAAUCUAUGCUUGUAAAUAGGGUUCCUUCAUAGCAGCUUGAAGUGUCAUGAACCAGUGUUUAUCAAUGAAUUAGUUUGACAUUUCAUUCUGGGGGGCAUAAUUACAAAGCUAGAGCUCCGGCAUUAUGACAAUAAUUUUUAAUAGGUUAUUGUGUGAUGUUUAAUAUCUAUACAUUUCAAUUAGGUCAUAGGUUACAGUUCUCAGAAGAUAAAAAUUAUAAACAUGAAGUUUACAAUAUUGCCCCUCUUGUCUUUGGUCGUCUGCCUUGUGGAUUCCCAAGCACCCACACCUACACCUGCAUGUAAAGAAUACAACUCUGCUAGUAAGUCGAAAUCUUUUUUUUUUUUUUUUAUUAUUGUCAAUUCCACUCGAAAAUGUUAAUAGCGCUGACCAUGAAACCAAAAUUAUAUGUUGCAAUUUUAUAUCUAAUUAAAUCCAGAUUACUUUUGAAAUCUCGAGAAAGUUUCAUUUCAUGUAUCGUGUGUCUAAUAAAUCUCAUCUUUGUAAAUAUUAUUUGAUUUUAAUUUUUAAGCACACACGAUUUUGUGCGAAUAACUAAGAUGAACAAAAGAAAUUUAUUUUACGCAAAUUUAAGGCCGCAUAGUCGAAAGUCUGGAUAUGAGAAUUAAUUUGAAUAAAAAAUUCACAAGAUGUUCGUCAUUUCUCGGCACUUGACCUACUUCUCUUAAACAAUGAUACACCUGCAAAGUUGGUUUCGACAUCAAUAUUUAGUUUUUGAUUUUUUUUCUCUGCUUGGUGUUUGAAGUGUUAAAAAUCAAUUAUGAUGAAAGGUUGCGAAUUAGUCUCUAGACAAUAUUGCCAAUCCGGUAUUUUCGAACAUAAAUAAUUUAGCUGUAUUUGUUCACUUCCAAAUUGAAGUUUCAGUAUAGUAUAAACAUACUUUAAAUAACUAAAUAGGUCAAGCCAGGGUUCACAUCCUAUUCAUGGAUUAAAAUCCUAGAUUAGACUACGCUAUGUGACAAAUUCUAGCCACGUAGAGUGAACCCAGAAAUUUAGACGAUUUGGGUGUAAUUCCAAAAUAAUUUAUACACAUAGAAACACAAGCAUCGCUCAUAACACGUUCAUAGAACUUUGUUUAGAAACUUUAACAAUGAUAAAAUAAUAUAGCAUCCAUGAAACUGAAUGUAUACUGGAUGACGCCUUAGUGUUCUUUCUAGAGCAGAACAAUUGCAGAAGUUUGAUUACACACAAUUGAUCUAAUUGUUUCAAAGAGUUUCUAGACAUUAUUUUAAUCAUGUCCUCUGUUCUGUACGAUCAGGUGCAGACCCAGGUCCCCUUAAGAUGAGCUCAGACUUCUCUGUCGACAUUGAGACGGUCAGCGUAGAGACUGGGCGGGUCACCAACAUGUUGAUGUACUACAGUACCAACCAGAACAUGAUACGACUGAAUAUGUUUCAAAACGGACAGAAGUCAGACAUGUACUUCUACUUUGAUGACAACGAGAUCCUGGCCUUUGACUACUCCACAGGAGGAAGAGGUAUGGAUGUCAAUAUUCGUAGUUUGUUAGUUGUGGGUUUUAAGCCUAUUUUACACAGAAAAAUCAAAAUAGUCAACACUGGUCGCCAACUUCUAUCACAUUUUCACGUCGCAUACUUUUGUAAAAAUUGUGCAUCAUUUGAAAAAUAAACCAGUUCACAAUGGCAAAGCUAAGUUUACAAUAACAAAAUUCAACAUUGAAAUAAUCAAUAUUUUUUUCUACGACGCAAAUUCUGGAAGAAAAUAUUUUUUAGAAAUCUGAGCAAAUUAUAUAGGAAAUUAUAUCUUAACGCAGCAGUCAAAUUAUUGAUUGAAGUGUUUGCGUUGCAGGAAGUUGUAAAGUGCUCCCAAAUCUCAACACCCAGCCAGACACCUUUAUAGUAGGUGGCUCUAAGACAGGUGGUAAAAUUGAAGUUCCACUAGCCGUGCUCCAUUUCACGGGACAAUCCGGCUUUGGGUAAGACUUGCAACUGACGUUGAUACUCAAUUUUACAGGAUGUCAAUAAUAAAAUAAUACAACUGUAUUAGUUUUUCGUUUCAUAAAAAAUAGUUCAUUCCUAUUUCAAUAUCACAUUGAAUAGAAAUUCGUUGUUACAUUAAUGUGUAUGAGUGCUUUCAACUUUAAACAAAAAUUUCAAAUGUGCCUUGUCCCUUUUCACAGUGGUUCUAUUAUUGAGGUUGGCCAGGGAUUUGGGGCAGCUCGUGGUAUGGAAACAAAAGUCUACAACUCUUGUCAGAAAUGGACUUUUGGUACACAAAGUGCCAUCUUCAACGUCACACAUCAUUUUUCUUGUAAGUCUAGAUAAAGUCUUGCUUGUCUGUCUCCUUUCCUGGGACUUGGGCAAACAAAACUGUUUUCCAGGUAUUUUUAUCUUUACAAUUUUCUCCCAUUUAUGCAUACUAUUGUUUGUAUCUGUGUUGCUCAAAAUGUUCUCAUUUCUGAAAACAUGAGCAGUGUUGCUGGUAGAGACCGACCGAAUUUCGGCUUGGGAUUCGGUUUCGGCGCCGAAAGUUGCCAUUUGAUCAAUUUCGGCCUAGUUUCGUUUGAAACAGGAAAGUUAACUUUCGGUUUAAUUUCGGCCUUGGCUGAAACAAAAAAAAAAAGUUAACAUUCGGUUUAAUUUCAGUUUCGACCGAAAGUGAUUGAGACUUUCGGCAAUCUGGCCGAAAGUGAUUGACAUUUUCGGUCAUCUACCAGAAGUCAGAUUGUCUGUCUCAAGGCCGGGAAACCGAUACUCAUUACUGCUCGACGUCUUGCUGUCAUAGUGUGUUACAUGACCAAUAUUCUACGAAAACUGCCCACAGCUGCAUGACGACCCACGUGUCCUUUAUUUCCAAAAAAUAAUUUUCAAUUAGGCCUAGACAAAAUUAAAUGUAAACAGUUUUGUUGGAAAAAAACUAAGGGAAUGGUAAUAUUUAAGUCAUUUUUUUUUUGUUUUAAUUUUUUUUCAAAAAUAAAAUUUGUAACCGUAGCUUUAUUCAAUUAAUUCUUUUGAUUCAUCAUUACCAUGCUCAUCAAAGUUGUCAUAUGUCAAAGGUGAAUAAUAUUGAAUAAUCCUAGGGAAUGGCAAUAUUUCCAUUAUUAUUUUUAUUUUAAUCAUAAUCAUGCUCAUAAACAUGGUUAUUGACGCCAUUACACACGUUUGCAUCUGUCACUGGUUCGUUAUAUAAUUAUGUAGUAGACCUACUGCAGACCUGUUUACUUUCAUGAUUUUGGCCAGCAAUCUAGAUGACUUUUGGGAUUCUCCGUUGAGACUCGUUAGAACAACAAUUUUAAGAGACCCGGUUUAAAAAUUUAUUUUCCUCCAUCAUAGGGGGUAGGGGGGGAGGUUGGGCCCCGAAAGAAAUAAUUACGCCACCAGCACGAAAUGACUAGUGUGUUAGCACUAAGCUAACUAUUAAUACACCGAUAUCUUGCCAGCUAUUUAUGAAAGCACACACCAUUAGUAUGACAAUAACCGUGAAACAUUGUGUUGAUAUUUUUAUAGCCUUAAUAACUGAUAUUUAGGUGACAGUCGGCUAUAUUAGAGCCACAAUAAUAAUUGUGGAUAUAUGUCUUUGUAGCGUUGUAAUUACAUUAUAAAAGCAAUGGGCACUCAAUGGUCUAUUUUGCAUGAAUUCCCCCCACCCCCUUCGAUUUCUCUUAACCUUCUACUUUAAAUUACAUUUUUAACAAAUUUAACAAUUACUUUUAAAUUAAAAUGGUAACGCCAAAAUAUUCAUUAAAUGUUUAUUUAUUAAUUUUAACGAUGAUCUCAAUUCUUAUAUACAUAAUGUAAACUACAUAGAGCCCGCCAAACAUUGGCGACGUGAACUUCCCAUCUAGUAAAGUCACUUGACAAAACAUGAACUCAAGUAACGCACAUUUCAGAAUCCCAAUGUUUGCUGCACCCCUUCCCCCAUGAUACGUCACUGCACACUUUUUUGUUUCACGCCCAUGAACUCUAUUAACAUUCUCAUGUCCCAACAACUUUUAAACCUGUAACGAUCAUAUAUGUGUGGGUAAUAUUUUUGCUUACACUAUUCAUCCACAUUUACAUGCUACCAUGCUUGUCCAAACAAGUACCAGAGAACUACUUGAAUUAGCACCACGAUGUUUAUUGACUGAUCAACGAACACAUAAUAAAAUAAUAUCUCUGUAGAUCAGAGUAAAUAUAAGUGUCACAUUAGAUCUUCUUCCACUUCAAAAAUCAACAUUAAGAUGCUGUUAAAUAGCUAGAUGAUUGUAGCAAGUGCUAAUGAGAAAAAUGUUCAACGGACACUGUCGAUUUUCUUACAUCCCAUAAUUCCGUAACUUCCUGUUAUUUAUACUUAACAAAACAAUAAAACAAUACAUUAUUUUACAAAACAAAUAACGCCCUUCCUGUCGAUCUCAAAAACAACCAGACACUGUUGUCCUUUAAAAUCGAUUUAAAGACACAUCUAUUUCGCAAACACCUUCUGAGAUGAUUGUCUUCCUUAUUUUCCAAUAAUGCAUAACGGCUGUAUUGCUCAGGGUUGAAAUGGCUAGAAAGACUUUGACAUUGUAUGCUUGUAAUUAGUUUUUGUAGUUUUGCGUUUGUUUUAAAUGUGGUAAAUUAUAGAUUUAUUUUUUGUUGACUUUGUACCGCGCUUCGAGCUUUGGGGAUGAAGCGUGUUUUUGAAAUUGACUUUAUUAUUAUUAUUAUUAUAUAUAUAUAUAUAUAUAUAUAUAUAUAUAUAAUUUAGCGUAGUUAUAGGGAAUUAUAUUUUGAGCGCUAGUAUACUCAUUAUUGAACCACACUCUGGCGGAUCUAUAUAUAGCCUGCGUGGUGGUGGUGGUGUUGAUAGAUAGAUAGAUAGAUAGAUAGAUAGAUAGAUAGAUAGAUAGAUAGAUAGAUAGAUAGAUAGAUAGAUAGAUAGAUAGAUAGAUAGAUAGAUAGAUAUAUAUAUAUAUAUAUAUAAUUUAGCGUAGUUAUCGGGAAUUAUAUUUUGAGCGCUAGUGUACUCAUUAUUGAACCACACUCUGGCGGAUCUAUAUAUAGCCUGCGUGGUGGUGGUGGUGUUUGACCUUUGCUGGCGAAUAAUAUUUAUAGAUAGUGAUACUGUCCCCAUCAUUUUUCGCAUUUUGGCAGAAUGUAUGCGUCAUCGAAUGUCAAAAUAUCUAAAUCUUUCGGUUUGGGUUUCGGCCGAAAGUCUCAUUAAGCUUUUGGUUUCGGCCAAAAGUAAUAUUUAACCUUUGGCUUAGUUUCGGUUUCGGCCGAAAUCUAAAAAAAUCGCUUUUUGUCGGUCUCUUAGUUGCUGGUCGCUGGUGGCGAUAACAUCCAAGCCUUCCUUCGGUUGAGCCAGUUGCUUCACUCAUUAAACGACUGCUGCAUAUUUCAGUAUCAUCCGCCAGUCAGCAUAUGAAUAGAAACAGUUAUUGCAAAUUGAAAGUUUCAGUGUCAUAACCAAAGAUAAGCAUAUUGCUAAGACAAAUAGUUAACAAAGAUUAAAUUAAAAGAAAUUCCAAUAUUACAUUCAAAUUUUCGUAGUUUCAUUUAGCUUAUUAGCUUACGUUUAGUUUUGCACCACUCGCUAGUCAGUUUUCUAUUAUUAUUAACUAGUAAUAGCCCGCCACAAAAUGGCGGCCGCAAGGGAACUUCUAAAUCUACUUUAAAAAAACAUGCAUUUAAGUAACGCACUUUAUAAAAAUAAUAUCAAUCACUGCAUAAAACUCGGUGUUGUCAAAGAUUGAAACAAAAAGGGACGAGCUCAGAGGUGGGCGCUACAGCACUACGUUGAAAAUAAUUAGGUCAACACACAGACUGUAACAAGAUACAUUCAUAUCUAGAGAAUUAUAUUGAUUAAUUUAAUUCCGAUAACAAUUAUUUUUUAAAAAUAUGUGUAAAUACAGAUAUAAUGGUUCUAUAUUUCUCGACAUUGGUUGAAACACGAGUUAGAAAGUGAGACAAAAUUGGGUGUUUUUCCACCCAGACCCGGUUCUAUUUUUUUUCGGGUCCGCAGAAGUACUGAAUGCUUUUACUAGGCAUUUCCCGGCAUCCGGGUCAGUGGUGCAAAACCAUCUUGCAGUUGUCCUGAAUAUAGAUGGUGUUUUUUUUCACAAGCCAGGAAAAGAACAUGUGUUUUCAAACAGCGCCUAUUCCAGAUGUGAAUCUUCCACUCUGCUCGUGAAACUAUUCACACUUAAUCUGGCAGCAAUGAAACAUUCACUAUGAACCAGGUUGAUCAACUCCUUUGAACUGGUUGAUCAACUCAUUUGAAUUGAUCGAUCGCCUCCUUUGAAACUGGUCGAUCAUCUCCUUUGAACUGGUUGAUCAACUCAUUUGAAUUGAUCGAUCGCCUCCUUUGAAACUGGUCGAUCAUCUCCUUUGAACUGGUUGAUCAACUCAUUUGAAUUGAUCGAUCGCCUCCUUUGAAACUGGUCGAUCAUCUCCUUUGAACUGGUUGAUCAACUCAUUUGAAUUGAUCGAUCGCCUCCUUUGAAACUGGUCGAUCAUCUCCUUUGAAAUGGUCGAUCAACUCAUUUGAACUGGUUGAUCAACUCCUUUGAAAUGGUCGAUCAUCGCCUUUGAACUGGUUGAUCAACUCCUUUGAAACUGGUCGAUCAACUGCUUUGAACUGGUCGAUCAACUCUUUUGAAUUGGUUGAUCUACUCCUUCGAAACUGGUCGAUCAACUGCUUUGAACUGGUCGAUAAACUCCUUUGAACUGGUCGAUCAACUCCUUUGAAACUGGUUGAUCAAUUUCUUUGAACCUGGUCGAUCAACUCUGUUGAACCUGGUCAAGCAACUCUUUUGAACCUGGUCGAUCAACUCCUUUUAACUGGUCGAUCAACUCCUUUGAACCUGGUCGAUCAACUCCUUUGAACCUAACCGAUCACAUCAUGCCAUUUCGCUAACUAACAGAUAAAUCCAAAAAAAAAAUAUAUUUUUGACUUUGAUCUCUCCGGUCAAAGUCAAAGAAAGUUUUCUUGAUUUUACAGCCACUUUGCGGAUUUCGGGCUUUGAACAUAUCUACCCUUAACACAGUUCUUGUUUACAAUCAGUUGGUAAAAAAGAUAUUCAAGAAAAAAAUGUCUAUACAAUUAUUUCAUUAAUUUAAUGUUGUAUUAACAGCCAAAGCUUGGUCAAGGCCUAGCAGUGGGACUGUGCCUAUUUUGAUCGAAGUUCAAGGCUCAGCGACUCUACAUGGAAACACAGUACCUAUUCACCACUACUAUAAUUACUUCAACUACAAGGAAUCUGUGGAGCCAUUUUCAUUUGAGGUUUAACUUUUUUUCUGUUCAUGUUCAUUUAUUUAUAGCAUUUACGUCAUGGAAGAAGCCGAAAAGAAGUUGUAAUUACCAAGGCUGGCAGUUUCUUGGAAUUUCAAAUUCACUUUUUUAAAGAUGUUUUGAACAACAAAAACCGUAAAUUACUGGGUAAUAAGGGGAUAUACUUCAAUCAUGUUAACAUUUGCUACCCUCUCGGAUACUACUUCUAAGCUAAGUGCUAUUUUUAAAUUUUAAUUUUAUUCGUUUUUCCUGUUUUUUUUCUCUGACGAAGGCUUCCUGCCGACACGUUCGUUGUUUAGUUGCGUUCCUUUUUUCAGGUUUUUCUUUACUUUGUCCUACUAAAUUACUGAGGUAGCUUUGAAGACAUUAAUCAGGACCAAAAAUAAAAGUAUGAAACAUCUUUGGAUCAAAAGAUUUCACGUAAUCGUUAUUAGAAAAUCAACAAAUUUCUUAUUAAACUUAAAAAUUUGACACUUUUUAAUUUCUAUUAAUCAUAGUUUAGAAACUUUUCAUUCAUAUGAAAUAAUUCAGCGAUUAUCUAAUGAACUAUAUGAAACAGACGCCGUCUGGCAUUGUGUGUCAAGGACGUGCCGUUGACAGGCCAUUCCCAAGCGCACCAUCGCACAUCAAAUUCUCCGGAGAAAAUAUCGAUCACAGGGACGGAACAGUCCGGUACGUCGAGGUGCGUUGAGUUCUACUACAUUUUUAUUAUUAGCUGAGUGAAGCCUAGUUUAUCUGUAAUAGGUAACAUAAUAGUUUCUCUGUAAUAGGUAACAGACUAGUUUGUCUGCAAUGGGUAACAGACUAGUUUAUCUGUAAUGGGUAACAGACAAGUUUAUCUGUAAUGGGUAACAGACUAUAGUUUAUCUGUAAUGGGUAACAGACAAGUGUAUCUGUAAUGGGUAACAGACUCGUUUAUCUGUAAUGAGUAACAGACUAGUUUAUCUGCAAUGGGUAACAGUCUAGUUUAUCUAUAAUGGGUAACAGAGAAAAGAAACGCUUUCUGUUUCAGUGAAAAGCUAAGCGUCUUAAAAGUAUAACAACAAUACUGACACUCAUAAGUAGAACCACUUGAUUUAGACAGGAUCACUAGAAAGAUGUCACUCAAUUCAGUGGCGUAGCAAGAGGGGUGCGGAGGGGGCGAUUCACCCCGGGCUGAAUUUUUUUCUUCAUAUGGAAGGAUGGAAUUCCUGUCUAACAGCAGAGUUGUUUUUUUUUCGAAGAAAGGGGCGGCAAAAUGCCCGUGUCACCCCGAACGGAACUAGAUCUAGCUGCGUAACUGACUCAGGUGUAUACUCUUUGUAAAUAACAUAAAUAUGUUUUAAAAUCUUGUAUCAGGUAAUCCAUAUUUUACGUAUGCAAAUGGACAAAUUUCAACAACCCCCGCCUCCCCUUGUUUCACGCGUACAUUUUGCCCCCCCCCCCAACCCAAUAAAUGUGUAAGUACAAAUUAUUUUUCACUUCCCCCUCCACUUUUUUUUAACCACCUGUUUCAAUGUCUAGAUCAGGCCUGUACAACAUACGGCCCGCCAGCACCCACUUGGUGGCCCGCGAAGUAACGAAAUAUUCAUUGUUAUUAUUAUUAUUAUCUUCUUAAUAGCUUUAGCUCAUGUCCUAUUAUCUUUUGCCCCGCAUAGGUUUUUCAUAAAAUAUUACAGCCCGCAUAAGAUUUUCAUCAAGUAUUACGGCCCGCAAAAGUUUUUCAUGAAGUAUUACGGACCACCCUUACAUUUUGAGUUGUGCAGGCCUUGUUUAAAUUAUAAUGACGUAGCAAGUCAAUAACAAGAAAUCACCGUAAAUUUAUCAAAAAUAAGUCAUGGGUUUUCUCCGCUGUCUGUUCGGCGUAAUCCAGUGGUGCUCAAACUGUGCACCGCUGCUUUCUUACGAAAGCGCCGCGAUACAUUACACAAUUUCCAUAUGCUAUUUCCCCACUUUCAUUCCAAUGAAGUGCGAACCAGUAACUCACUUGAGAAAUUGCUAACUGCAAAAUCUCCUACAAAUGGUCACCAGUUGGCGAUUAGUGAUCUACAUACGAAACGUGCUUUAUGUACUUUUAGCCUUACCUUUAAUUUAGUUCAAGAACUACACAUCAAAACUUUUGCCAUUAUUUAGAAUGUACAAUUAUUUUUCCGCCGUCACCAAGGAAAUAUUUGACAGUGAUAAAAACUUGGUCGUCAUGAGGACGCAAGCACCACAAGACAUGGGGACAAGUGGAGGCAUGAAUCACUUCACGUACAUCAGGGACUAUGUGACGGGUAAGUGCAUCAACCAGGCAUAGCUUCCAUCAAGAUAACUGUGUGGGUUGUGAUAGCUUUUAGCGGCCCUAGUGUGAUAAUAUGACGUAUUGACGUCGGAACUGAAGGAGCGGCCAGGGAUAGCACUUUUUUCCAUUAUAUGAAAGGGUGGCAUUGUCGUCCAACUGAAGAUCUAUUUUUUUUAAGAAGUGGGUCGGGAAAAAAAAAUUGGCCCACCCCAGAAGGCACUAACCCCUAGCUAUGCCAAAGAAUGAAUUUUAGAACCCUAGCUUCAUAACUACUUUUGAGGAAGGAUAGACAUAUUUUCAUAUCAGUACAGGUACUGUCUCCUAGUUUGUUUGUUUUUUGUUGUUUUUUGUUGUUGUUUUUUUAAAAUUUUUGGAGGUGCGUCUGUUCUCAAAUAGCGGAGAUAAAAACCUUAUCACUGGUUAAGAAUUCGAAAAAUUUCUUACGAUGCUAGCUGAUAUUUAUGUCAAAACUCAAUUUUUUAGUCAUCAGGUCGCAUUUUAUUGCAGAGUUUAAAGUACCGGCUAAUGUGAGCUAUCUUAUUCCUAUUGAAUAAUGGAUUCGUACUUUUCAAAAGUAUGUGGCAGUGUAUGCCCCAACCCACUAUUUGACCCGUUACGUAAGCCAUGGCUGGCGCCCAACUCAAGGUCGCGCGGUGUGUAGUAGCACUGGCGCGGUGCGUAACAGGUAUCCCUUUUCACCUCCCCCCCCCUCCCCCCGGACGGUCACUAUACGACCGGCGCAUAGGGAGGAAAUAAUAAAAUACCACGAUGUGCGCAUUGGUUAGAAAUUCAAUAAUUUAUUUAUCAGGAACCCUAGCGUGUUAAGUUAUACAUUACAUCUAGUUAAGACGGGGAUUUUAUUCACUAUACCUUAGCAUAUUUACAAGUUUCCAUCGUUGGAGGAUAUUUUAAUAUUUAGUCAUUAAAGGAGUUUUCGUCUUCAUUUAUAGUGGUCCCCACCCCUUCUAGUUAAAAUAUCUUAAAAACUAUUUAAGUCAUAAAAAUAUAAAAUGGCAUCUUAGAUAGCUAAGACAAAACUGCACAGAUUACAUAUAAGUCGUUAGGGAUGUGGAUAAAGAUUUUAAUUAUUACUCUGGAUUAGUCCCCAGAGUUAGGCAUUUUACCCCAGGAAACUGGCCAGAAGGCAAAACUUAGACCGACUCGGUUUAGGUGUGACGUAGGGGCUCUCUGAUAUGUCCGCGCACGGUUUUAAAAAGGGGAGCACACGAGGUAGGGGUCAUUUCGAGCUUUGGUCAGCAUACCUGCAUUGUGCCUUUGUUCAGUGCGGCCCAUUGGAACGCUCUGUAAGUAGAGGCAAUUACGCCAUUUUUAUUUCUUUGUGGUUAGUAGGAACUUGUUGAGUGUUAGCAUUGGAAGAUUUCUGUUCAGACUUAUAACCAGGAUAGAGUGUAGGAUAACCUACAGCGUGUAGACUUAUGCUCAUGCUAUUUUAAAGGUUAACAUACAACCGUUAAAUAAAUUAUUUAAUAGGAUUAAUAAAUAGAUACCAGUGACCAGGGUUUGUGCGUAACAAACAACUGCAUAUCGUUCUGGGUACACAUACUGCAAUGCGCUUAUAAAAUAAGCUAUUGAUACAACAGUAUACAACCAGCGAGUGUCCGUCAAAUAUGUGUAAUAGGCUAACUUUCCUGCCGUGUGCUAAAUUCUCACAUAGGAAAUAGUGCAUGUGUGAGGAUCACAUCCCAUAUAAUAUAAUUAUGAUUCAUUCUGCAAUCUGCUGUUGUCUUAACAAGACACAGCGAUGGACAGAUACAAGUAUCAAGCCAACGGUGGUCAUACUUAAUACCAUUGUAUUUACUGUCCCGCUAUGUGUGCCUCUUACAUAGACACCAUACCUGGAUGGCAUACUAUUAUAACUUCAAGAUCUUUAAAGUUUACGUUAGCCCUCACAUCGCACUCUGGUUCUGUGUGUAGCAUUAACACUGUGCACGUGUUUCAAAUUAAACACUGCACGUGGUUUCUUUUAUAGUUAAAACAUUCGUAGUACAAGAUAAUUAUCUUUGCCCUGUGUAUGAACCAAUACUACUUACGUAUCACUUAUCAUGCUUUCUAGUUAAGUAUAUGUUGUCGCCACGUGUAAUUACGUGGUUAUGUAACAUGUUUAUUAUUAGCUAUGUUAGUCAGGACAUUGUUAACCUGUACUAUUUGUUUAUUUUCAGAUAUUGUCCUUUUUUCUUUCUCUUUUUUCUUUCUCUUUUUCUUUCUCUUUUUCUUUCUCUUCUUCUUUCUCUUUUUCUUCAUAGGCUUCUUCUCCAUAGUUCAUAGUGUCCUCUUUCUUGUUUUCAUCAUAGUAGAGAAUUAAUUAAAAAAGCUAUAGUCCUGAUUGUUUUAUUGUGAAUUCAUUUAUACUGUAAGCUACGUCAUCCACUCGGCUACAAGUAUAUAUUCAGAAUUCUCUCUGGCGCAUCUACCAUUGCAAUAUAGGUCAAAGUGUAGGCCUAUAUUAUAAAUGGAAAGUUCAGUGGUUUAAACCAGCGCGCGAAGACCCAGAAAUUAUUGAAGCAAAAACAAAACAAAAACUGCGAGGAACCAAAUCACAAAAAGCAAAAGAUUUAGUAAAUUUAAAAAAUGCUUACUUAUAUCACGUCAUAUUUUUCAUUGGCCAUGAGGCCGCGAGGAGUCAAAUAUCUUCUUUAUUAAUAAUUAAUAAAAUUUUGAUAUUUAUAAUUUUAAAAAAUUUUUUUUAUCCGUUUUUUUUUUUUUGUUUUUUUUUUGGGGGGGGGGGGGUUGUCGCGGUAAAUGUUUUGUAAUAGAAAGGGGAUGCGGCCAUGAAAUAUUGCCAAGAACCCCUGGUGUAGUUUGAAUUUGUAGAUUCUGCAGUAAAAGUCUAACAAAUGAAAUGAUGUAUUUAACAAGGGAAAUACUUUUCACGCCCUUUUUAAAUUUUGAAAAAAAAUCCUUUUAUUAAAUGUAUCACGGCCAUUUUCACAGUUAGGAAUUAUUUUAACGCACGAGUUAGCUCAGGUCAUCGCGUGCGCUUGUUGGUGAUCUUGGAGACACGCCUUGAUUAACUACGUCUGGUGAUCUUGGCCACGCCUUACCAACUACGUGUUAGCUUAUGAGCGAAAAAAAACCAUUUUUACGAUAAUACGUCAAUGGUUUUUGUUGCACACCUUUCAGGCCUGUCCUAUAAAAUCGACAACCAGAUGCAGUUCUGCACCACCGUCAACAUCACCGACGACACGCCGCUACCCUUUGACUUCGUGACCACGUCAGGCAAAGUGCAACAGUUGUCUCCCGCCCAGUUCUUCUACAACUCUGGGACAAAAUACGAUUACAUUGGACAGGUAAGCGGCGUGGCUAGGGUUGGUGUCACCCGGUGCGGUAAACUCAUGGUGUCACCCCCCCCCCCUUCCACCGACUUUCACAAUGGAUUUCUUUUUUUUAAAAUAAGAUGCACGGUAAAAGAAUGACCAAAAAAAAAAUUAAUUGAAAAUAAAAUUGUCUCCCGCCCAGUUCUUCUACAACUCUGGGACAAAAUACGAUUACAUUGGAAAGGUAAGCGGCGUGGCUAGGGUUGGUGUCACCCGGUGCGGUAAACUCAUGGUGUCACCCCCCCCCCCUUCCACCGACUUUCACAAUGGAUUUCUUUUUGUUAAAAUAAGAUGCACGGUAUAAGAAUGACCAAAAAAAAAAUUAAUUGAAGAUCAAAGGUUAAAUGUAUAGGACUAUAACAAAGGGUCAAGGGUUAAAUGUAUAGGAAUGUUCCCUUCCUGAUCUUCAAAGCUGCCAACGUGUCAAUCAUUUGUUCAAAAUCAAUAUCCUUCACCAUAUCACUUUCAAUUGAUGUAAUAGCCAGAUCAGAAAGCCUUGAUUGUCCCAUGGUGGAUCGUUCUCCUGCCAUUCUUUUCUUAAACCUUGAUCUUCUCUCUACUGAAAUUCCGCAUUGGUCUGAUUUUAAAAGGGCCUUUUCAUUAGUAUGUUCCACCAAGUGACAGCGCUUCUCGUGCAGAAACAAUCUUAAGGCUUCUUUUUUGGUCACCAUUUUGUCAAGAGUAAAGCAUUUAGUCUUCAGAUACUACUUUGUAAGAUUAACUUCCUCAAGUAGAUAUACCGAAAGAAAAAGGAAGCAGAUAGACAUGAAAUCACAGACAGCAUGUAACAGACUUUGUGCGGUAUGGAAAUCGUUCUCUAAUGUUAAGGGUCUGUGCUAGUGACUAAUCAGCGAAAAUAUUUAAUUUAAAAAAAAAUAUUAUUAAAAGAUAUUAUACAAUUUUGUACAAUAUUAUUUUGUUAACUUUAUAAAUUGGUAAAGAUUAACUGAAUAAAUGGAUAAAGAGAAUUUAAAAAAAAAAAAUAUUUUUUUUUAAAGUGGGGGGAGGGUUGCGGUUUACACCAAAAAAAAAUGGAAAAAAAACAUUUUUCGAUUUAGCAGUAACCAUUGAUAUCAAAUUAAUUAAUUAAAGUGUAUUCAAUUCUGUACAAUUAUGUGUAAUUAUUUUUAAUUUAGAUUAAAUAGUUCUUGAAAUAUGAUUUUUUUUUUUUUUUUUUUAGAAGUGGGUGUAUUAGGAUUUAUCACAAAAAAUAAAAAAUAAAAAAAAAUCCUUAUUCUUUUUCUGAAUUAUUGAUUUUAAAACAAUAAUAACUUCCCCAAUAUUUGUUUUUAAUUAUUUUUAAUUUAGAUUAAAUAGUUCUUGAAAUAUGAUUUUUUUUUUUUUUUUUUUAGAAGUGGGUGUAUCAGGAUUUAUCAAAAAAAAUAAAAAAUAAAUAAAAAUCCUUAUUCUUUUUCUGAAUUAAUGAUAUUAAAACAAUGAUGACCUCCCCAAUACUUGUUUAAUACAAUGACCAGUCCUUUAAAUGUGGCGGCCUCCUUAGAAAUAAUCAAAACGUUUUUGUGAAUAUUAAAAUUGUCUUAAUAUUUUUAUAAUUUGUUUCUACAAUGCCUAGUGAUAACAAAAAUUCAAAGCAACGAAAAUUCAUGAAAAUAGAUAUACUAAGCCUAAUAUUGGACCCAAUGAGGAUAUUUUAAAUGGAAAUAAAGUAAUCAAAACAAUAUCAUUCCAUUGUAAUCAUUGUUCAGUUUGACACUUUCAACGGUGACAUUUCAUUGACUAUUGACAUUAUUGAAUAGUUGUCAGUUGAAGUUGAAGAUAACUUACCCUUGGCCUCCACUAAAAUUAAAAUAGGUCUACCCAAGUUUAGUGAUCUUGAAACAACGAACGCCUUGCCUACCCAGAACAGGUCAGAAAUUAAAUUGAAAGACAUAUGUCAUAUGUAGUAAAUGAUUCUUAUCUAGAUUAAAGUGAAGAUUAAGUUUAGGCCAAUUAUUUUAGACCUUUACCAUCCAAUUAUUUUUAGGGCCAUUUUUAGUAAAUGUCCAUAUAUUCAUACCCAAAAUGCGAACAAAUCUAUGAAUAGUAUUAUAUAGAAAAUGUGCCCUAAGAACAAAUAUGGUUUAAGAGCUGUCCACAUUGGUGUUGACUUCUUAGCAACCCUUAUUUUCAAUGAUGCAUCCAAAGUAUUGGAGGCUCCUCUAAGAUUUUAAAACUUUCCUUUGGUCAGUUUACUUUUAAUUAUUUCAUUAUGAUGGGUGCUAAGAGGAUAUUGAAGGCACAUAAACAAGGAUAAGCUGCCCAUAUUGGUGUUUACUUAGCAACCAUUCUUUUCAAUGAUGCAUCUAAAGUAUUGGAGGCUCCUCUAAGAUUUUCCAGCUUUCCUUUGGUCAGUUUACUUUCAAUUAUUUCAUUAUGAUUGGUGCUAAGCGGAUAUUGAAGGAACAUAAACAAAUGAAUAAGUCCUCAGAAGCUAUAAGAACCAGAAGAAGGCUUAAAUGGGGGCUAGAAGAGUGAACAGUUGAAUUUAAGUUACAUCCUUAUCUUUCAUUCUGAGAGGGUUAUUAAAAUUAGAUAAUUUAUUUACUUAAUGAACAAAAUUAUUGCCCGUUCAUUCACAAAAUUUUGACGUUUAAGUUUAAUUCACAUAAAAAACAAUAACUUUUUAAAAUAUCAACCCAUUUGUUUGAAAUUUUGCAAGAUGCUAUAGUAUAUAUUUGUCUACACCAGGAACUAAGGAUACUGUAAUAUAUUAAUAAGUACAAAUUUUACCAUCCAUCAAAUUUUGAUUUUAAAAUAUCAAAAUUAAGAUACUUAGGGACGCUGUGAUACAAAAGGUAUUCAAUAAAUUACAUUUUCCCUAGUUGUCGCCAAAGCUAAUCAAUAUUUCCAAAUGGUUAAAAAAGUAUAAUAAAUUUGAGCCUAAAACAUUCUAAUUUUUUUAGUCUAACAUGCCAAUUUCCAGCAUCCCAUUUAUCAUUUUUUUUUUCAAUGUAAGCAAACUAUUAUUUUGCACUUUUUAAUUAUUAUUUUAUAUGUUAUUAUGGUAGAAUGAAUUUUCCUCUAGCUUCAGUGAAAAUUUGACACUUGUAACUUUAAAAGUUUUUUUUGGUGAAUUUUUUAGUAGUCGACCUAUGUUCUGGGUGUACCACCCCCCAUAAUUUUUACUGAUUCAAUUCAUGUACUUAAAAUUGCCCGACCACAUCGUAAUUGGAAUCAAUGGAAAGCUUUAUUUCUCAGAAUUUACAUAAAUAUAGCUUCCUGUCACUUACGAAAGUUACCAAACACUUCAUUCGGCGUUGAAUCAUGGUCAAAACGGUGAUUUUCUGAUCUAAAUAUAGGGUCACCUCUUUUCAUGCAUCAGCCUGGAACUUUUAAUAAAGCACACAUAAAUUGUUAAAUGUGUGGACAAUUUACGUGUGUGCUCUGUAAAUAUGCAGUUUUUCAAUUUGGUGUCACCCCUGAGAUGGUGUCACUCUGUGCUGUCCACACCCCCGUGCUGUCUACACCACUGAGCUACUUAAAUUUAAAGGGCCUUUCUAAAGUUGGAAGUUCGAUGUAUGGAUACAUUGCAUAUAAUUGUUACAGUGUCAGGCCAAAUUGGUAAAGAAAUUGCACAUUUAUUUUUAAAUGUACUGUAUUAAUAUUGUGUAGCCCUUCAAAAAUUAUUUUUUCAAAGCAAACGCAUAUAAAAUACAUUUUGUUAAAGUCUAUGACUUUUUUUUUCACAGAGGAUCGCAAGGGGGAUAACUGCUGAUGUCUGGGUAACUAAGACAACAUUUAUUACGGACCCAACCACGGAAGUAGUCAUUGAGUGGUACUUUGCUAAGGUAGGUAGCUUAGUUAUCAAGGUCUAUAAGUAACCACUCUUCCCAGUAGGAUCGUUUAAACAUAAAAUACAUCAAACAAAGGACACAAUGGUUAGGAGGCAGAUGUAGGCUGUAAGUGUAAACCUUCUGAAGGCCUUUGGGCCUCUGAGCACACACAUCAUCAUGGUCUAUUUUUAUAGAUAAAGAGUAAACAUUAGCAAAUGAUUAAUUAUAGAAAUUAUCAGGAUGAUUUAUCAUUGGACGCGCAGCCCCCCCCCCCCCACCCCACACACACACAGUAUUUAUUGUAGGCUGCAUGGAUAACUGGGAUCAAAGUCACUUGUCAGUGGCACAAAAAAAUAUUUAGGACAUAAAAAAACGAAUAUAGAAUAUUUAAAUGUGGAAAUUCAACUUUAUGUAGGGCUUUAAGUCAUCAUCAAUGUUCCUUUGAUAUGCUUUGAACAGUUUAUGUAAAUAUUUUAUACAUUCUUCCAUGGCAUCUCUGACUGGCAAAUAGAUCUGAAAUACAUCAUCUUAAUGAGAUUUGAUCUGGCCUCGUUGUUGAAGAGCAUAGGGUCUUCAAUAGAAAUAUAUAUACAUUUUUUUAAACAAUAGAUUCCAUGUAUAGGUUCAUCAUUUGCAUCUCUCAGAACUUAGUCCUGACUUUUGUUACUUUCUAGGAAACUUGAAAUACCAAUGAAUGGGUCAGAGGCCCUUUAAGCCUUAUGGUCCAAGAGUCCAUCACCUAUCUUAAACAAAGGUUAAUCUGGUCUUGGUCACAUCUUCUUAGUAGAAGGCCUCAAGCAUAUAGAAAUCGGGAUCGGAACUUUAUAAACUAUUUUCAUGUUGAUUGUCUGAAAUCUCAGUACCCGUAUUGAAUUAUGAACUUUAUGAACUUUCGUGUAAGGUAUCUGACUGUCUGCUUUAUUUAGCUUCGGGAAUAAAAAAAAUGUCAAAAUAGCAUUAUAUUUGUUUACCGUUAUUUUGCGGAUUGUGUAUAAAAUAGUGUCAAUCUAACCACAUUGAUUGGGAGGCUAGGAGAACACUGCUUUAAAAAAAAUCACAGGUACCUUGGCUUUACGCAAAAAAAUUUGAUUGAAUCACUUGCGUGUUUUUAUCAUGUUUUGGAUCUUAAAUAUGCCUUUUAUAAAACAAAUACCAUUUCCCAGAAGUAGGACGAUGAAACAGAGAAAAGGUGUGAGUUUUUCAAAAUGUGUGUUAUUUAUGUUUUUUUUUAUUUUUAUAUUUUUUGUGUUAAAAAUACAUUUGUAACCUCAGGAAGAUACUGCAUCAUGGAACGACGGUUCUAAAUAUUUCACCGAUGGCAAGUACAGAAUACCUCUCAGGUUUAGGGCCUGGUCUGGCACUGUAAGUAUUUGUUAUUUUUACUUUCCUCCCCCUUGUAAUGUACGAAACUGCUCUAAAUGUAUUUCCUGACCUAGUUAUGCUAACAAAAGAAAAUAUUAUUUUAAUUUAAAUUUAGAAAAAGUGUUUCAAAAACCCAGAUUGAAUGAUCCAUUACACAAAAUAGUUCAAUUCCCAUUUAGGUUUUUCUCCCUAAUUUAAGUUGAUUUUUCAAUGCAAAAAUUGACAUGGUGAUUAGUAUACUACUACUAGCGUUUCUGUUGUUUAGUAGCGGUGCUAAGAGCUUUUUAGUAUUAUUCCAGAAUCAAGCCGCUGUAAUUUAUUUUUUUCAAGUUGGUUUUUUGUUUUAUUUCUUGUAGUCAACCGACAGCAUUGACAUGAACAUCUAUCAUGUAGACUACACAAAUAUUAUGUACGGAGUCUUAGAUAUAAGGCCAUGCUACCCAGAUAAACAGAGCAACUAUUUCCAGUUGGUAGUAGAUGGUAAGUCAUCUUGUAGUUUUGUAUUCCUCUCAUGCUCAGAAGAUGAAACAAUUUUAAGAGUUUGAAAUUAUACUACACGAAAUAAGCAAAGAUGAAAUAUAUAAUUUUAAAAUCUUCUAAUUUAUUUUAAUAAAAAGAAAUCUUUAAUUUUUACCAUUUUAAUUUGUUUUCACUGUCAUGAAUAUUAGCAUAAAAUAUGCAUUUUGACAGCAGGAAUUGAAGUAAAAAGUUUUGAAGCUAAUCGAAUUAAUCAGAAUUGAAGUACAUUUUUGUAGAAAACCAAAGGAUCGUAGGAAAAAAAUAAAGUUUUCCCAAAAUUACAACCUUCGUGGCUUUGAAUUUUCAAACAUAAAAUAGCUGGUAGGUUUAACAAGAUAUAAAAUAAGUGAUUAGACCUAUUUUUCAUGACUAAUACUAUAGGAGCGAAAGAGAGCGUAAUGAACACCAACUUGGAAAUGUUUAAGUGGAGCACGGUCAAGUUGAUUGCUGAUGCUGCUAAAGUAAGAGACAUCCGUAUUGUAGAUCUACAGGUAGGUAACACUAAUCUACAGAGUUAUUUGAUAUGGAAUGGGAUUGAUUGAUUUUACAUGCCAAGUAUAAAAAAAUGAAUAUAUCUCCAUUAAAAUGCAACUGAAUAUAAACAAUUUUGCAUGGAAAUAAGAUACGUUGGUCAAACACCUCUUUGUAAGUAAAACUCAAGAAAACUUGUCUCUUGUAUACAGCCUACCACAUUUUGAUGACCACCACAUUUUGAUGACUACCACCCUUUAAUGACUAUGACCCUUUGAUAGUUGAAACCUUUUGAUGACUACCACAUUUUGAUGACUACCACCCUUUGAUGACUACCACAUUUUGAUGACUACAGUCCUUUGAUGACUACCACCCUUUGAUGACUACCAUCCUUUGAUAGCUACCACAUUUAGAUGAUUACCACAUUUUGAUGACUACCACAUUUUGAUGACUACAACCCUUUGAUGACUACCAUCCUUUGAUAGCUACAUCAUUUUGAUGAUUACCACAUUUUGAUGACUACCAUAUUUUUAUCACUACCGCCUGUAAUUGAUUGCUUGUUUUUUUUCUUCUCCUUUUUAGGUCGACGUAAUUUUUCUAUUUAACUGGGUUAGAAAAAGAGACUAAAUAGGCUUUAUAGAAUUUAAAUUGCUAUGUACUGUGGCACCUCCAGUAAUACACAACUUAACAAGCCAAGUUUUGGUUUUGCCACACGAAAAAACUGAAAUGAUGCCCCUGCAACCAGCUGUUAGCUUUUCACCAUCUCCUCCAUAAAUUUUGAUCUCGUAGAAGUCAGUGAAAUUACCCAUUUUACUUCAUCAGCUGCUUUGAUAGAUUCUUUACUUUUCAAAAUUGUACAAACUGUCAUCCCUAACAUAGUAUCGAGACCACCCUCACGCAAUUCUUAGCGAUAACAUAUUUCUUUACUUCAAAUGUACCUCUAACAGCUGUCCUCUUGCUCCCAUUUUCCCCACUACAUCCUUUAGCACCCAUGGCCAAUACACUAUUAGUUGUUCAUAUAUUCCAAACAAACAAUAAAUGAGCACAAAAGCAUAAAAUUAUCAACAAAUCUCACACGAGAUGCUUUCACUACAACUUCCGACAGCAUGGGUGGCCAGAGCGCUGGGGAAAUGCAUGCACUAUUUGGCAUGAAUAGCGUGAUCGGCAGACCUGUUUACCUUUAAGCUUUCGCUGUAGCAACUAAGUUUUAAGACUAUGGAACUAUGAAGAGUCUUAAAAGAACAAUGUUUUCUGGAGUGUUUUUCGUUUGUUUGGUUUAUUUUUAAUAAAAUAUAAAUAACUGAGGUGUUUUCAAUAAAAAGUUACACACUUUUUGUGUUAACAUCAUAAACAAUCGAAUGAGAACGACAAGAUGAAAACCACUCUGACACUAAAUCGGGGGCAAACAUGUAUGUGAUGGGUAUUCGAAAUUCCAAAGCAGCGUUUGGAUUCUGAACAGAAAUUAGCUAGAAAUUUUCGAUCAAAUUCCAAGGCCAAACUGUAUAUUCUUCGGUCAAUAACUUUCUCUGACUUUGUUGUAUAAACAUAUGUUGGUUUAUUUCAUUGGUAUUCGGAUGAUUAUAUAGCACUGUCUUUUUCAGAAAACAUUAUGUGAUGGUAUAUUUUAUAUUUUUAUCUGCUCUAAACAUGCAUUGCUCUUGUUUGGUUCUUUUAUCAAAACAUCUAAGUGCUACAUCAAAUAUGUUGUAUGUUGUACUCAUCGCCAGGUUUACUAUGAUCAAAACGAUGCUAUCAUAGAAUUCGAGCUGCUUGACGCCCCUCCGUACGCCGGUGACAUUUCAGGCACACCACCCCCCACAGUGACACUCCAACAGGCCACCCUGAACCUGCAGACUGCCGUCAACGGUGGCAGCUUUUAUGUGAACGUCUUUAACUCAACCACUAACAGUAUCUCUCAGGUGUGUAGCUACAGAUUUAUACACUAAUCCUUUCACACAUUGUCUUUAUUUUUUUUUUGCACUCAUCUUCCAAUCAAUUAGUAUCAGAAACCAUCAUUACGGGUUUCCCCAUUUUUUUGCAUUCUCUUUAUAUAACUUAUAACAUUCUUCAUCUCUCUUGGCAGUCUCCUGAGCAUCUAACUAUUCUACCACUCGUCCAUGCUUAACAUUACCAAAUAAUUUUCUCUUUUUUUAGUUACCAGCCAAAAAAAUUGAACUCUAAAAGACACAUAACUAACUUAGGUGAACAUCGUUCUUCAAAAGAACGACAAUUCAUGGCGUUCUCUAUGUUGGUUGUCAAGGGCUGAAUUCUAUUUGAUAAAGGAACCAUUAUUUCCAUUUGGAGAAUCCUUACAAACCAGGAGCUAUAUCAAUUGUACAAAGACCCACCCAUAGUUUCAACAAAAAAAAAAGGCAGACUGCUCUGGACAGGACAUGUUGAAAGGAUGCCAGAUUGUAGUGCAGCAAAAGUGACAUACAAGCAGAAACGUAGGGGCAGACAACUCACUGGUUGACCAAGACCGAGAUGGAUCUAUGAUGUAUAGAAGGACUUACACAAGUUGGGGGUUCGCGCAUGGGGGCAGAAAACCAUGGAUCGAUCUAAAUGGAAAAGUGUGGUGGAGCGGGCCAGGGUCCUACAUGGGCUGUGGCGCCGCUGAUAAUGAUGAAACAUUAUUUUCGCCAACCCUGAUUCUCCAAACCCUACCCAUGCCCCAAGCCUUUCUCCAUGAGUAUCUAUUUAUGAUCAACGUAUGAUCAUAAAAUAAUUCUAUUUAAAAUCCAUUUCUAAACAGCCUCUGCCAGUCAGAAAGAGUAAAUCAGUUUCCAGCAACAACCAAGGAGGUUCCUCUUCUAGCGACGAUGGUUACUCUGCAGGUUGGUGUGGCCCUGUAGAUACAUACCUAUAAAAAAAUAAAUAAUAUACAAAAAAUACUUUUUAAAGAACACUCUUUUCCAAAAAUUUACUGAAGUGUAUAAAAUAAAUAUAAAUGUCCCCCAAAACUUAAAAAAAAAAAAAAAAAAAAAAAAAUAAAAAAAAAAAAAAUACCCCCCAAAAAAAAAAAAAAAAAAAAAAAAAAAAAAAAAAGCAUUUUUGAAAGGCAUGAUGGCUGUGGGUAUGGAGUUAAGGUUUACUGAGAGGAACAGAAGCUGUUGUGUUACAAGGAAGUAUGAUGUUAAAGGCGAAAGAUUGUGAGAAUAUUUAAUAUAGGCCGAUUUUAAAGACAACAGUUUCCAGAAAAUAGUGGUGGCUGAGCAUUAAUCUGUAGAAUGCGGUGACUGAGUGUUAAUCUGUAGACUGCGGUGGCUGUUAAUGUGUAAUCCUUAGCUGUAAAUACAUUAUUGUUUCCCCAGGUGCGAUGGCUGGCCUUGGCAUUGCCAUGGUGAUUGUUGGUGGCGGGGGAGGUGGAGCCGGUGCUUAUUUUCUACUCAAGUAAAUGGCCAGUCAAGCAUAUGACUUUUUAGAGCUGAAUUUUUUUUUGUUUUUCAAAAAAAAUAUUCAAUUAGAUUUGAACUUUUCUGGUUUAUAAUAAGAAUUAUUUUAAUUAUAGUUUUGUAUGAAUGAUAGCUACUUCCUUAAUAUCAAUCAAUAAAAGGGAUGGUAAAAACUGUAAGUGUAAGCUUUGUCUUGUGCACACUCUUGUCUGUUGAGUGCACACAUUUAAACGUUUUAUUUCAUUGCACAUGCUGUUUGGGUUGAUCCCUAAUCUCCUGUUUGUUUUGUAAAUUUAAAAAUAGUAAAUUAAUUUAUUGCAUUCAAUGCCUACAAUUACAAUGCCUUUUAAAUCCCCUUUUAAGCAUAAUAUGAUAUUCAAAAUAAAAUAAAAAGACAAAAAAAAAAGAGGCUAUUAUUAAUUUCAAUGAAUUGAUGAAAAUUUGUUGUCAGGACUUGAGUGCUUCUUAAACUGUAUACUGUAUAAGAAUCAAAAUCUAAAAAUGGAUAAAAUAUCAUUUGGAAAUAUACAUUUCUGUAUUAUCUAGCUAUAUGCAUUUCUUAAUUCAAUACUGCAUUUCAAAAUUAUUAGAUUGUUACUUUUAUCGACUAUGGUGUCAAAGGCUGAAUCUGAAAGGAAACUACAAGAGUAGUUUGUUGUUCUGCUCCUAGCAAACAGAAAUUAAUGUGAAUCAUUACACUUACUGCUCUCAGGGACAAACCAGUCACGUGGGCAUUCAGACACACUUUGGUUAAAACUAAUCUUCAAUGGCCACACCAGUGCACUCUCUGGCAACCACUGUUCAUUUAGUAGUCAUUGGUCCAAAUUCACCAAUGAGUUACAUUGUAUUUAUAAUGUACUCUGAUAUCAGCGGCACCCACUGUUCACUCUGGCACUCAUAGG